AUUGAAAUCAAUUUGUAUUGUUGAUAAUACAUAUUAUUAUUAUGGAGACUUGUAAUAAAAAUUCAAAAUAAUCACUUCGAUGAUAUAAUAGUUUAAUGUUGACAUUCGAGUACCGAAUGUUGUAUACGUUGAAGAGUUUUGAAGAACAAUGUAAUGAUACAAUGAUUUUCAAUUGAUAUAUCUUGUAACCAUUAACAUUUUGACUUUCAAUUAUGGCCUCAAAGCUUACUCCAAAAGUAAAAAAGACAAAGAAACAAAAAUUAAAAAAAAACGAUAAAAACGAUGUAGUUGUCCACGAAAAAGAUUGGUUUAUGCGAUUUGAUGCACCUUUGAAAAUUAUUUUAACUGCAAGGUUUUUUGCUGCGUUCCUCGUUCAUAUUUCAGACUGUGAUGAAACAUUUAACUACUGGGAACCGACUCAUUAUUUUGUUUUCAACAGUGGUUUUCAAACCUGGGAAUAUGCGCCUCCUUAUGCACUUCGAUCAUAUUUAUACAUACUUAUUCAUGCAGUCCCUGUAUACCUUUACAAAGCCUUGUUUAAUACAAGAAAAAUCAUGUUGUUUUAUUUAAUACGCUGUGUACUUGCAUUAUUGAGUUCUCUAUGUGAACUAUACUUUUACAAAGCUAUAUCAAAAAAAAUUUCAUCCACUGUUAGCAAUUAUUACUUAUUCAUAACAGUUUUUAGCCCUGGAAUGUUCAUUGCCUCUACUGCAUAUUUGCCUUCAAGUUUUUCUAUGUACAUGACUUUCUUAAUUAUUGGUGCAUGGUUAAAUAAAAAUUAUGAAUUGGCAAUUUUUACAACUGCACUGUCGACAUUUUUAAGUUGGCCUUUUUCAUGUCUAAUUGGAUUACCACUUGCAUGUGAUAUCAUUUUCAGAAACAAAAAGUAUGUGUUAUUCAUUAAAUGGUGUUUAAUAUCAUUAGGAUCUAUUUUAGUUUAUCAAGUCGCUACAGAUUCAUAUUUUUAUGGAAAACUUGUAAUAGCUCCUUUUAAUAUUGUUUUUUAUAAUAUAUUCACGAGUCAUGGUCCUGAUUUGUAUGGUACUGAACAUUGGAGCUUUUAUAUACUUAAUGGUAUUCUUAAUUUCAAUGUUGUAUUUAUACUAUCACUUAUGGCUCCUAUUGCUAUUCUGUUGAAAAAGAUUCUUACAAAACUUGGGAUCAGAUUUUCUAAACAAAGCAAUAUUAAUAAUAAUUUAAUAUGGAUAUUGUAUUUAUCACCAUUAUAUUUAUGGAUUUUUGUAUUUAUAUUACAACCACAUAAGGAAGAAAGAUUUUUAUUUCCUGUUUAUCCAUUAAUACAAUUGGCAUCUUCUAUAUUAUUAGAAUUUAUUAAAGAUAUGAAUUUACAUUCAAGUGUUAUUCACCGUUUUAAUUUUCUAAAGCUGUAUAACAAGUUGGUUGAUAAUGUUUAUAUACCUUUUCUCUUUGUAUUUUUAUUAAUGGGAUUGUCACGAAGCACUCUUUUAGUUAAAGCAUAUCAUGCACCUAUUGAUACAUAUACACAAUUGAGUAAUGAUUAUCUUACACUACCUGAAUCAGAUGUAAUAAAUGUUUGUGUUGGCAAAGAAUGGCAUAGAUAUCCUUCAUCAUUUUUUUUACCAAAUGAUAGAUGGAAAAUGCAUUUUAUUAGAUCAGAAUUCCGAGGACUUUUACCUGGUCGUUUUAGUCAAGAAUCUUUGCACAAAGUUAUUGAAAAUUAUAAUGAUCAAAAUAAAGAAGAGUUAGAUAAAUAUAGUGAUAUUAGACUAUGUCAUUUCCUAAUAGAUCUGAAUAACAAUCAAAGUUCAGAAUUGGAACCUAAUUAUUCUGAAAAUAAUUUGCAAUGGACUAUUUGGAAAUCCAUACCAUUUUUAGAUAGUAAAAAAACACCAACUUUAUACAGGACAUUUUAUUUUCCAUUUUUCUGGGAAGAAAAUGUUAAGUUUUCUUCUUAUAAUCUUCUUAUGCGAAAUGAUUUUAAUAAAAUGAAUACUAAACCACAGGCAGAGAAUGGUUCACCAAUAAACUACGGGUUUUAGACAAGUGUCAAUGAGGUUAUUGUACUAUUGUUUAAUUAUCUAUUUGAAGUCUUAGCAUUAAAAGGUUUCAUGUGAUACAUACCAUAUUUAUAUCUCUGUACACCAACACAGUUAUUGAUAAGUACACUGCCAAACAAUAUUCUAUAGGUUAUAGUUUUAGUUUUUUAUAUGUUAUAUUGCUGAAUCUUAGUAACUUUGAUUAGCAAUUUUUUACAAGUGUACAUAAAGAUUACCAUUAUCAGAAUAAAUCGGUAUAGCCAUAAAUUAUGAUUAAGGACCGGAUUUAUAUUCUUUUAAAACAUCUAAAAUAUGAUACUAAUAGUUUUUAAAAAAAAACCUUCAAAUGUUCUCAUUAUAUUCUCUUAAAAAUUUAAAAAUUAUGCCAAAAUAAUCAAUAAAUAUCAAUAUAACAUGCAAAUUUUUUUAUUUAUUUUUUUUUAUAAUAUUCCUUUGAUUAAUUAGUGAAGUAUUAUACUUGCGUAUUUUAAACGAAAUAAUAUUGGACUAUGUAAGAGGGAUAAAUCCCUUCUAAGUACUAAGAAUUUAAUAUAUUAUAACAAUAAAAACAUUAUUCCUUUGGUAUAUUUUAAUUAAAAUUUGUAAUGAACACUUAAGUCACAGUAUAAAAAAAUCACAAUUAAUAGUACUAUACACCUAUUAAUUAAAACAUAUUAAAAUAAAACAAAUUAUUUAAUAAUAGAUAUUUUUUAAACAAUAAUUAUUUAACUGUUGCUUACACUUACAUAAUUGAAUUGCAUUAAAGUAACUUAAAUUGUAAUUUAUAUUAAAAAAUAAAAAAUAUUCUUUUUUAUCAAAAUGAUAAAAAAUAUUUUCAAAUAUGCAUAAAAAACGUUAUUCUACGAACUCAGAAUUGAACAAAUUGUCCACAUUUUUCACUCUCACAAACUUUAUAUGUAGAAACAUAUAAAUCCGAUCUUUAAUUAUAAUAAACAAAUUUCAUUGUUUUAUUUUUAAAAAGAUUUCUUACUCAAAUCUGUUAUUUUUGUCUUACAAGUGUAUAACAUAACAAAUUAAUGCUUUGAAGUUCUCAUUCAGCUUUGUUAAAUUGUAUUAUAAUAUUAAAUUGUACCUAUUAUUAAAUCAUAAUAUCAAAACUUAAGUUAAAAACUAUUAGCUAAAGGGGAACCAGGUGUGUACAUGGUGGUAGGGAUUAGGGUUUUACUCCCCCUCCCAAAAUUUAGAUUUUGUAUUAUAAAAAUACAUAUUUUUAUAGGUAUUACUUAAAAAUUAAUAUUUAAAUAUACUGAUGUUUUAAAUAGUCCCAUAAUUGAAAUUUUAUAAACUUUUUGCUAAGUUAGAUUAUAUAGGUAUGAAAAUGUAUAACCUAAACCCAUCCUCUCUCACCAAAAUAUUUUUUUUUGUGUGCUCGCUUGAUGAGAACUUCUGAACGUAAGUUAAUUAUGCUAUUGGGUAAGAUGUCUUUUUAAGUGCUGGUUUCUAUAAGUAGGAAAUUUACGUCUAUCAUUUACCAAAUAUAUGAUUUUAAAUUAAAAAUGACAUAACCAAACUUCUUUUUAUAAUUCUAUAGCUUAUAAUUGUUGUAUCUUUUUUAAAUUAGUGGUAAUUUAAAGGUAUUUGUAAAUUAAUAAAAUUAAUUAUUAAUAUAUUUUCUCCUUUAUAAAUUUAGGUGUCCAAUCAGACAACUAUCAUAUUAUUACACUUUCUUGAUAGAUAAAAUAAAAAUUAUAUUCUCGACAUUUUUUCAGCUUUAUUAUCUUUAGCAAAGUUUAAAAUUAUAAUACUAUUUGGACAUGAAAACUGGCUUAUUUUAUAUUUAAAGAUAAAAUAUUAAUUACAAUUUUAAUAAUUGUAAAAAAAAUGAUCUCAUAAUUUAUUAUGUUUUUAAAUUUAUUUAAUUAUUAAGCAAUCAUAAUUGUAUUCAUCUUAAAAUUAUAAAAUAUAUAAACUAUACUGAAAUAUUAAUUUUACAUUUAGCAUUAAUACAGGUUUAAUUUAUGCUUUUGUAUACUCAGUUUAAACUAAAUAAAUUUGUAAUUUGGUCGACAUUUGAUUGUUUUUUAGUUCUUUAGAUCUAAUAAGUUACAAUUAAAUUUGUUUUUAAUUUGAUGACAUUUAACUUGGAAUUAUUUAUUUUAAUUUAUACAUCGAAAUUUACACAUAAAUGUGAAGUUAGUAUUGUUAUAAAUAGUUUAACUACUUUAACUAACCUACUUAGUACUUAGUAAUAUUUAUAUAUAUAUUAUUAUUCUAUUAUUGAAAUAAAAAAAUAAAUAAAUUAUUGUUUAUAAAUA
Messenger RNA from Aphis gossypii (cotton aphid), 4294 nucleotides. RefSeq names its product alpha-1,2-mannosyltransferase ALG9 (gene Alg9). NCBI's taxonomy places the organism in Eukaryota, Metazoa, Arthropoda, Insecta, Hemiptera, Aphididae. Gene Ontology annotation, biological process: protein N-linked glycosylation. Gene Ontology annotation, molecular function: alpha-1,2-mannosyltransferase activity. Gene Ontology annotation, cellular component: endoplasmic reticulum membrane. The record is from RefSeq and is a predicted model, not a curated record.